This is a messenger RNA of Astrephomene gubernaculifera, 1014 nucleotides long. The record is from the annotation of a GenBank genome assembly. NCBI's taxonomy places the organism in Eukaryota, Viridiplantae, Chlorophyta, Chlorophyceae, Chlamydomonadales, Astrephomenaceae.
AAUUCUCGUUGUGUAGCACGUCGUCCGUCGACCUCAUUGAGCCGGGUGCACAGCGGGAUGGCGCACGCUGGUGCGCUCGGCCGCUUGCAGACCGCACAGCGACCUACUGCCUUGAAGCUUUACUGCUUUCCCUCGCUUGCCGUUCAAUCUUACCGGGUGGUAGAAAUCUCACGAAGACGAUGUCGCGCUAAACCUUCUUGCGCCCAUGCGUCGUCACUGCCAGCAAGCGCAACGUUGCAAACUGAGCCAGGAACAACAGCAUCGUGUUCGUUGUAUAGCCGCCGUAAGCAACUGCUCGCCUUGACUGCCGCUGCUGGUUUGCUUGCAAUGGCUGGACCCGCUAAGGCCGGCAUUCCAUGCCCAGGUCUCAACGGCUACGCGCUGCAGCAAUGCCUUCGGGAGGUUCGUAGGGCCCGGGAGGCAUCAGAACGGGAGCGGCAGGCGGGCAGCAGUGGAACUGCAGGCGGCUCGGCUGCUGCUGGCGCCAGCAGCAGUAGCAGCGUCAGCGACAGGGAUGCCGUACAAGAGGAGCGGUUGCGGUACCGGCAGUACGAACAGCCGGGGACAUUAGUCACAUUACCGAACGGCACCCAGUACCGGGAGCUGCUGGAGGGCUCCGGCCCCGCCGCGACCCACGGGUCGGUGUGCGAGAUCUCCUACAUCGUGUACCGCCUCUCCUCCGGCGCCUACUACAAGUACAGCGGCGGAGGCACCCCGGUGUUCCUGUUCUCGCUGGGGUACGGCCAGGAAGGCAAGGACGAUGUGGGGCAGACGUACAGGUUCAGGCUGGAUGACCCGCUGGCGCUGCCCGCUGCGGUGCCCCCCGCGCUGCUGGGCAUGCGGCAGGGCGGACGGCGCCGGGUGCUGGUGCCGCCGGGGCUGGGCUGGGUGGACGAUAAGGUGGGCCCCCGGCCCGACACGUUCGGCGGGCGGCGGCGGCUGUCGGGGCACCGUGGGGAGCCGCUGCUGCUGGAGGUGGAGCUGGUGCGGGUGCUGGGGGCGGUGGGACCGGGG